Molecule: messenger RNA, 2210 nt
Organism: Synchiropus splendidus (mandarinfish)
Lineage: Eukaryota; Metazoa; Chordata; Actinopteri; Syngnathiformes; Callionymidae
Gene: prkg1l
Product: protein kinase cGMP-dependent 1, like
Exons: 19
Coding region: 1-2076 (691 amino acids)
Biological process (GO): protein phosphorylation
Molecular function (GO): cGMP-dependent protein kinase activity; ATP binding
Source: RefSeq, a predicted model, not a curated record
AUGGGGACUCUCCGGGACCUCCAGUUUGCUCUGCAGCUGAAAAUUGAAGAGCUUCGACAGAGAGACGCCUUAAUAGAUGAACUGGAGCUGGAGUUGGACACGAAGGAUGAACUCAUUCGCAGACUGCAGGAAGAGCUGGACCGAUACAGGACAGCUGGUGCCUCUUCUUGUCCCACAUUUGGCAGUGAAGUUUGCCUGGAUCCUGUUGAGAGGAGAGCAACGUCCAGGAGGAAGACGGUGCUGCCUGAAUUCUUCUCGCUUGACCCAGAACCUGUGAAUGAAUCCCUCAGAACUAUUUACAAAAACCCGGAGUCCCAGAGGAUAAUUCAAGCCGCGUUUUUGAGGAACGAUUUGUUGAAGAACCUUGAAGAAGAAGAAAUGCUGGCAGUGAUUUCCCGCAUGCAUCCCAUCAGCAUCCAUCAAGGCUGCCAAGUCAUUCAGGAGGGAACCAGUGGAGCUCAGGCUUUUGUUUUGGAGGAAGGGAGGAUGGAGGUGUCCAAAGCAGGAGUGAAGCAGCUCACCAUUGUACCGGAGGACAUGUUUGGAGAGGACGCUCUGCUUUACCAGUGCACCCACAGCUCCACCGUCUCCGCGCAAACAGAAUGCAGGUUGUGGGUUUCUGACCGCCACAGUUUCAAGAGAGUCCUCAUGGAGAGCGGACUCAGACGAAUGGCCCUGUCACUGGAGCAGCUCUGCAGUGUUCCAUGUCUUCAGUUGUUACCUGAGGAGGUCAUCAUGAAUCUGGCUGAGCUCAUGCACCAGACUCACUACACUGAAGGUGACGUCAUUGUGCGACAAGGCUGCUCAGCAGACACCCUGUACAUCAUCAUCAAAGGUCAGGUUAAAGUGUCAGAAAAGAAUGACGGCGAGGAGAGGCUCUAUGAAGGACAUUGGUUUGGAGAAGAAGCUCUGUCUGGAGAGCACGUCUAUGGUGUGAAUGUCCUGGCUGCCGGCGACGUUACCUGCUGGUCUAUCAACAGACAAACUUUAAAAGACAUCACAAGUGAAUGUCUAGUCAACAGCAAACAGAGGAUGUUUCCAAACACUGAGUCAAAAGUCCAGUCUGCUUCAUACUGCAGGUCACUUCAGAGGAGUCCUUCCAAAGAGUCUUCCCUGCUCGACACGCUCUCGUCGUGCUCCCUCACUGAUUUCCACGUCAUUUGCACUCUGGGACUUGGAGAGUUUGGUCACGUAGACCUGGUUCAGCUGAAGAGUCCAGUCAAGAGUCUUUACGCCAUGAAGGUGCUGAAGAAGACGCUGAUUGUUCCCAGCAGUCGGCGAGAGCUUCUCAUGAGGGAACGGAGAAUCCUCCCGGAGGCUGCUUGUCCAUUCAUAGUCAGCUUUCACAAGACGUUUCGUGAUGCAGAAUGUCUCUACGUGCUGAUGGAGGCUUGUCUUCAUGGAGAUCUGCACUGUCUUUUGAGAGAGCGAGGGUUUUUGGACGAGCGCAGCUGCAGGUUUUACACGGCUUGUGUGGCUGAAGCUCUGACAUUUCUCCACCGUGAGCGAGUGGUCUACAGGGACGUGAAGCCAGAGAAUGUUCUUCUGGAUGAGCGUGGUUAUGCAAAACUGACCAGCUCCAGAUGUUUGAAGAAGAUGGAAGUGGGAAAGAGAACUUACUCCUUCUGUGGUACUCCAGGCUACAUAGCUCCAGAGAUCAUCUUGGGCCACGGUCACAGCUUUGCUGCCGACUUCUGGUCGCUGGGUGUUUUAGUUUUUGAACUGCUAAGUGGUCGGCUUCCAUUCAGUGGUCCUGACCUGAUAAAAACUCUCUCUGCAGCCUUCAGCAGCACCGGCCACAUCGACUUCCCGAAAGAAAUGAGUGCUGGUGCCUCCAGUCUAGUAAAGCAGCUAUGCAGACUCAAUCCCACCGAGAGGCUGGGUGGCGGGAGAAACUGGGCCAAGGACAUUCGCAGACACACGUGGUUUGAGGGAUUCGACUGGGAUGGUCUUGCAGCCAGGACCUUAAAUCCUCCUGCUGCUGCUGCUCCUCAGGCGGAGCACCUCCUGGACAGCACGUGCGGUCAAUACACAGGCGACGCAACGGAACUGGACUCCACUUGGGAGAACUUUUGAUCGAUCAAACAAUCGCUCCUCACCUUCAGGUUUAGUUGGCAUUAAAUAUUGACUCCUUUUAUUUCAUUUUGGGGGUGACGAUGAUGAUGAUGAUAUGUUCAUGUGGAUGUGAGAACGAUGUGGUUCUGUAUCUG